This is a messenger RNA of Pieris rapae (cabbage white), 2295 nucleotides long. It is a transcript of the gene Rab35, whose product is annotated as ras-related protein Rab-35. The coding region runs from base 192 to 800 and encodes 202 amino acids. The transcript has 4 exons. Gene Ontology annotation, cellular component: plasma membrane; endosome membrane. The record is from RefSeq and is a predicted model, not a curated record. NCBI's taxonomy places the organism in Eukaryota, Metazoa, Arthropoda, Insecta, Lepidoptera, Pieridae. Gene Ontology annotation, molecular function: GTP binding; GTPase activity. Gene Ontology annotation, biological process: endocytic recycling.
UUGAAAUCUGACUACUUCUCAGUUCUCACCUCUCGUAUAGUAUAAUGGCGGACAAUUUGUAAAGUAAUGCAAACGUAACGUUUUACGGCAUGCGUUUUAUAAAUAUUUCACAAAGAACAGAUAUUAUUCUAUUAUUAAAGUUAUCAAAAAACACAUGACCGAAUAAAAACUUGCUACGCUACAGUUUUAACAUGGCUCGCGAGUUUGAUCAUCUCUUCAAAUUGCUCAUUAUCGGUGACAGUGGUGUGGGUAAGAGCUGCCUCCUCCUGCGUUUCGCUGACAAUACGUUCUCUGGCAGUUAUAUUACAACUAUUGGUGUUGACUUUAAAAUAAGAACUUUAGAAAUAAAUGGUGAACGUGUGAAACUACAAAUUUGGGAUACUGCAGGCCAAGAAAGAUUCAGGACAAUAACAAGCACAUACUACAGAGGGACUCAUGGUGUCAUUGUUGUUUAUGAUGUUACUAAUGGAGAGUCCUUUGCCAAUGUAAAGAGAUGGCUUCAUGAGAUCGAACAAAAUUGCGAUGUCGUUAAUAAAGUUCUUGUUGGCAACAAGAAUGAUUGUCCAUCAAGAAAAGUUGUAGUUACAGAAGAUGCCCAAAGGUUUGCAAAUCAAAUGAAUAUACCAUUAUUUGAGACUAGUGCAAAGGAAAACAUAAAUGUGGAAGAAAUGUUUUUGACAAUCACAAAAAUGGUACUCAGAUCAAAAUUGGAAAUGAAAGAGAGGCAAAAUGUAUCACCAAAUGAUGUAGUAAAUAUUAGAAAGAAUCAUAGCAAAGGUAGAAAGAAAUGUUGUCAGUAACAGAAGUUGACAUUUAGCCAGGGAUGUCGCUAUAUUAUGCUCAAAAUGAGAUGUUGCACAACCCUACCAAGACAGGUACCUUGGCCAUGUAGUUUUAAUACAAAUGAUGCCUUAAAGGUUUUAUUUUCAAUCAUACCCCCUACAACUAUACAGAAUGGCAUUAAUGCUAACAUAUUAUAAGACAAAAUAUUUGUUUAGUCUAAAAAACAUUUCAAUCUUUUAUUGGAAGUGGACUAUACAAAUAAUGUUUUAUACCAAUUUUUAUUGUAAUCCUUUAAAUACAUAAAGUACAUAUCUAGGGAUCGGUUAUUUUUCCAAAACAACCGCAAAUUUGUUCCAGGUUACUCAAGGGACUUGAUACAAUUUUUAAACAUUUUUUGUAGGGGGCAUUAAGUGUAUUAAUCCUUUUAUAUUAUGUCGAUCUCUGAAUUAAGUUAUUCCAGCCAAACAUGCUUUAUUAUCCUGUGUCUCUUAAACAAUAAUGGUAGUGCUGGGUUGCACACUCAUGGAUUAGGGCAUGUUAUGGAAUCUUUGACUCCAAAUAUUACAUUAAGAUAAGGAAAGUUUAGUUAGUAUAUGAAUGUAUUCCCAUUUUCAAAAUUGUAUGAUGAAGUGUCAUGUGAAAAUUGUAUAAAUGUAUACUUACCAUUAAUUAAUUUUAAAAUUACUUUAAUAUUAUUCCAAUUUGUAUUCAGGCUAUUAGUGUCAUCACAUAGAGAGAAUUAGACCAAUAGAAGUAUUUAAAAUGUUCUGUUAAAGUAUUAUAUUAAAACAAGUAAUGUAAGUUUCAUUUUGAACACCCAUUUUACCAGGGACCUAACAUAGUAAUAUCUAACAAAAUCACAAGUUCAUACUCUGAAUCCAGUGUUAUAAAACAAGAUCAUAUUUAUAUUUUUUUAUUUGCAAUUGGCAAAGUAUAGAAUUUAAUGAUUACAUGGACUGUCAAACAAAAUUCCAUAAUUAUUAUUUUAGUCUAUUGUUGUAUUUUUAUUAUUUGGAAUGAAUUAGGGGGCGUCCAUAAAUUACGUGAGGUGUUUAAGGGGGGGGAGGGGGUCGAGUCAAAUCUCAUCUAAUCAUCUCAGAAAAUUAAAAAAAACACCUCACGUAAUUUAUGGACGCCCCCUUACUGCUUAGUUUAAAAUUUUAAUUAAGGUGCAAAAAUGUAACUCAUACCAAUUAUUUAGGUUAUCAUUUGCCAAAAUCUUGAACUAUUUUACUAAUUUUAUCUCUGUAUUAUUUGCCUUUUUCAUUCCGUACAAUUGUACUGUUGGCUAAUGUUUGGCACUUAUGUAAAUGCAUUUUAUUAUUUAAUUAAAUACUCUUUUGUAUGUGCUUGUUUUUAUUACAAUUAUAUUUACAAAAAGGAAACAAUGGGACCGGUCUAAACAUUUUAAAGAGCACUUUUUUAAUUUAUUAUGGUACUCAUAUUUAUAAGAAUUAUUGUUGAUACCAGCAUCAUAAAUUGAAAAUAGAUGAUAUAUUUUGCUCAUAAUAA